AUGGAUGAUAAGACUGAAACAUAUGAAUUCGACGAAGAUGAUCCGAACAAACCGGUUGGAGCUGGUUUCGCUGUGCUAGAUCCGAACAGCCCAGUAGAAGCUGGUUUAGCUGCGUUGGAUCCGAACAGUGAGCCUCCUGUAGUUCCAGUGGACCCAAAUCCUGUGGAACCUAAAAAUGUACUAGAAUUGAACGAAGCUGACACGAAGCUUCAGAGGAAAGUUGAUGAUAACCAACCUCCCGGAUUAAAAUUGGAGGAGGGUGGCCGUGAUGCUGAAAUAGACAAAUUUCCACUGCUCGGUGUCAGUAAGGACAUGGAAGGAGCAGAAGUUGUUGAGGUAGAAGGGGAGGCAAAAGAUGUUGUCUGGCUGAGUGUUUUGCUUCCAAGAUUUCCUGAUCUGAAAGCGUCCAUCUUUGUGGCCACGGAUGGUUUCGACGUUGUCGUUGCUCCAGACGACGUGCCACCGCCUCCAAGCCCACCAUUAUUGACUCCCGAUGUUCCGAAGAGCCCUGAAGUACUUCAACAUCCAGUAGCCAUUAAUGAUGAAGCUUCAAAGAAAAACAUGCUGUUAUCUGAACUAGAUCCUGCGAAGGCUGCAGUGACUAAUCCAGGAAAAACAGAACAGACUAAUAUUCAGAAGCUCGACUAUUACCUGUUUUCGGUUUAUUAG
This is a messenger RNA of Caenorhabditis remanei, 669 nucleotides long. RefSeq lists its product as uncharacterized. The transcript has 3 exons. The coding region runs from base 1 to 669 and encodes 222 amino acids. NCBI's taxonomy places the organism in Eukaryota, Metazoa, Nematoda, Chromadorea, Rhabditida, Rhabditidae. The record is from RefSeq and is a predicted model, not a curated record.